CAACUGCAUCAUGUACCUCCGACGACACUUUGUCGCCCAAGCACGGAAGCAGCGAUAACAAGCGCAUACCAGCAUUGUCGGUCCUGGAUUUCUCAUUUGAAUGAGCGGCAUAUAGCUCUCUAUUAACCAUGUCAAAUAGAUUCGGCCGCGACUCGUCCUCGCGCCCCUCCCACAAUUCCCUCUUUUCCUCGUACCCGGACUCGACUGCCUCGCGCAACCGCUCCGCCUCUCCAAGCAAAUACGCCAAAAAGUCGCCGGCUACGUACGGUUUUGCGGCCCCCUCGGCGGCAUCGCCGUCACGGUCGCCUGCGUUUGGGGGAACGUAUAGUGGAUCCGGUUCUGGUGGUUAUGGCGCAGGCGCAGGUGCAGGUCCGGCGUUUUCCGCGUACCCUGGGUAUGCAUCUGGUGCUGGCAAUGGGUACGCGAAUGGGAAUGGGAUAGGAGGCAGCGGUCCAGCACCGGGGUUCCGCACCGCGACACCGAAUUCGCGGGGCCAGUAUAGUGCGGCCGUGCUCGAGGAGCUGGAGAGCCAGAACGAAGAGCAGGUGGGCGUUUUGGUGGGCAAGGUGCGGGAGUUGAAAAAUCUCACCCACCUCAUCGGCGACGAGAUCCGCAGCUCCUCGGCCCUCGCCGACAAGAUGAACGACCAGUUUGAGCGCUCCCGCGCCCGCCUGCGCGGCACCAUGACGCGCAUGCUGCGCAUGGCCGAGCGCACGGGCGUCGGCUGGAAGGUCUGGUUGAUCUUCUUUGCGUGCGUCGUUUUGCUGUUAUGGUGGGUGUGGCUGUUUUGAGAUUUAUGGACCGCGAGUGAGACACUGGAAGAGACGAGAAGGGGUAAGGAGGGGAGACGAAGGAAGGGGAGACAUGAAGGGGUGAGGAAGGAGAAGGGGUGCGGAGAGGGGUUGUAUAAACUCUUUUUCUUUGGGGUAAGGCACUGGUUGGGUGCAGGGGCGCCGUCAUGGGCAUGACUUGAUAGAAGGUCUAACGGUGUUUUGGCGUUUCGAAGCAAUAGGCGCGCUUUGCAUAUGCGCGGAUGCGGUUUCGCUUGUUUACUUUUAUUUAUUUUCACAUCGUACAUAUUGACCUUGGGGGAUACCAUUUGAGCAUUGCAAAGAACACAUAGUAUGGUCUACAUGCACUGCUCAGCGUGGACUCGCGCUUCACAAUGAGGAUACACUUGCAGAAUAGA
This is a messenger RNA of Westerdykella ornata, 1189 nucleotides long. RefSeq lists its product as uncharacterized. NCBI's taxonomy places the organism in Eukaryota, Fungi, Ascomycota, Dothideomycetes, Pleosporales, Sporormiaceae. Gene Ontology annotation, biological process: endoplasmic reticulum to Golgi vesicle-mediated transport. The record is from RefSeq and is a predicted model, not a curated record. The transcript has 3 exons. The coding region runs from base 129 to 791 and encodes 220 amino acids.